AUGAGUAGUCUCGCCGACUUCCCCUCCAGAGAUCCCGUCUUUUCUGGUCCGUCCCAUGCGCCGGGCAACACACGCAAACUCCCUGUCCUGAAUUCCUCCGUGCCUGCGACGUCCUCUCCGUUGAUGCGUGACCCCAUGGACUCCACUCCUUCAGCUUCUGCCGCCGCGACUUCGGCCGCUCCGCCUCCCGUUCACUCCUCCUCCGACCCUGAUCGACCGGGCGCAACCACCACCACCUCCGCCAAUGGCUCUGCCGACCUCGCGACCAUGAACAACCAUGCGCCGUCCAAUCAGGCCAUCGGGGCCGCCGCUGCUGCACAGCAGCCCAAAGUCGUGCAGACGGCUUUUAUCCAUAAACUUUACAAUAUGCUAGAAGAUCACACAAUCCAACAUUUGAUCUCGUGGUCCAACACGAACGACAGCUUCGUCAUGUCUCCCACCUCCGAAUUCUCCAAAGUCCUCGCCCAAUACUUCAAACACACCAAUAUCUCCUCCUUUGUCAGGCAGUUGAACAUGUACGGUUUCCACAAAGUGAGCGACGUGUUUCAUACUGGGUCCCCGGACUCUGCAUUGUGGGAAUUCAAGCAUGGGAAUGGCAACUUCAAGCGCGGCGACCUCAUCGGUUUACGCGAAAUCAAACGACGCGCAUCCCGCCAUGCUCUGAUCCAUCGCGACUCGUUCCCGGGCCAUAAGGCGGCCGCGUCGCAGCCUGGUACGCCCGCCGAACCGGUCCCCGAUGCCACCGAGGUGCGGUUGAUGAACCUCGAGCAUUCCCUCUACGACAUGCACAAUCGCCUCAAUCGCUCCGAGGAGGGGAACGUGACCUUGAACAACAGAUGUCAAGCCAUGGCAGAGAGCUUGACCAGGUGCUAUCACUGGACCCAUUCGAUUUCGCGAUUUCUUCAGGGCAUAAUCCCCGAUCGAGAGAGCCUUCUUUAUCGGGAUGUAUCUACCAUGCAAGCGGAAUUGGAAAAGCAUCUUGAUGCCGUACGAGCCCUCGAAAAUAUCCCCGACCCCUAUUUGUCCGUUCGACCGCCCUUCAUCGCCAACGUGACCGAACCCGGUCCUCCGCUCUCCCCCCGCCAGAUGCCCCAAGAGGAGUCUCGGAGACCGUCGAUGAUGAUGGACGGAGUGCGACCCAGCGUGUUUCGAGCCCCGGUUCCGCCGCACCUCGCCGUGUCUCCUCGUCGUUAUGGCUCCAUUGGCGCGCCGAACGCGUCACCCAACUACAGUCGACCGCAGGUGCCCCCGCCCCCUCCGCAACAACCUAUCCCCCAUCCCUUGUCAUCGGUACCAGCCGCGAGCGGCCCCAACCUCACCCGCCGACAUACCUCGGCCGAUAUCCGUCAACACGGCUGGCCGCCACCGGGGAUAUCCCCGUUCCCCACCGCUCACCACCACGGACCUCCCACCGCUCCGUGGCCCCCGUCGCCGCACCGCACGCCCACAUCGAGUGAGCAGCAAGUUCGUGACGUGCUGGCUCAGUACGAGAUGGGGGCGCCCCGCCGGUUCCAGGAGUCCCGCCAUGCCACCCCCCCGCUGAACCCCGACCAACCCGCGCCCCCUCCUCACAUGGAGAACGGGUGGCCGUUAGGGCCGCGGUUUCCCCGACAUGAUUCAUCUCUGCCGGCAACUCGACGGUCGAGCAUGGCUAGCAACGUCCACUCCCUCCUAAAUCCAGCCGAUACCGCCGAACGGCCGGAUGAAGACCAACAUGCAAUGGACGACCGGAAACGAAAGCGACUAGAAUAG
Messenger RNA from Aspergillus campestris IBT 28561, 1752 nucleotides. RefSeq names its product heat shock factor family protein. Gene Ontology annotation, biological process: regulation of DNA-templated transcription. The coding region runs from base 1 to 1752 and encodes 583 amino acids. The record is from RefSeq and is a predicted model, not a curated record. The transcript has 6 exons. Gene Ontology annotation, molecular function: sequence-specific DNA binding; DNA-binding transcription factor activity. Lineage: Eukaryota; Fungi; Ascomycota; Eurotiomycetes; Eurotiales; Aspergillaceae.